GACAUCGUACGAUAAGAUGAUCCUUGACAGUUCGUCUAGGUUCUAUACCAGUGUUGAAAAUUUACACGACAAGUACCAAUCAAGCAUGACCCGUCGAGCAUUGGCCGUUACUAAUUUGAAAAAUUGCAAUCGUUUGAUCAAUCACGGUGGUGAAUUACCUGAGUUACCACUUUGGGACGGUAUCAAUGCCGGUCAAUUGGCUAAUUCUAUGACCAAGUUGACAACCCCUGAAAUUGGUAACAAGUUGCUUGAGUUGGGUUUAGUCCAACCACAUGCUUUGAAUUCAUUUGUUGUCGAUGUUGUGUACGAUAAUUCUUCCGGUUCCAAAAAUAUAAUCGAAGACAACAACAAGCUUGUUAAUUUACUAGGCAUACAGUCACAACAUUUGUUUGAUCCUUUAUUAGAAUACUCCCCCGAAUCCAUUAAUAUUACCUAUAGCCCACCCAUGGAUAACACAGUCCAAGAUUCUGAAUUGGUUUCUGCUAUAAUUAAUGAAUUGUUGACCGUUCAGGAAAACUACACCUUAGGAUUAGUUGAACUUUUACAAAACUUCCUUAUACCAUUAAGAAUCACCGUACUUAAUUCAAAGAACCCAACAACAACAAUUACAAAACUUAAUACCAUUUUCCCACCAACCAUUGAUGAAAUCACCAGAAUCAAUUGUAUCCUCCACGCUGCAUUGCAAAACGCCAGUCAGUACAACCAUCAAGAAGUUAUAAAAGCCAUGGCUAUGUUUAUGCCGUACUUCUACAAAGCAUAUAUCCGUCACGAAGCAAACGUUAACGGGUUCAACAAGAAUUUACACGCAUUCGCGCAAAAGAAUCGCAGCAACAUCUUGGACAAUUUGAAUAUUAACAAAAGUGCAUAUAGUACUCGUGAAAUUGAAUCGGUUGUUAUUGGAGCUUUGUUGGAGUUACCUAAACUUAAAUUGAUUAUCCAAAGAUUAAAACUGGAGAUUAAAGAUUGCAGUGAAGAGACUGAACAAUAUUAUAACACUAUUGUCAAAGUCAUUGACGCAUUUGGAACUGAUGCCAUUACAAUCGACAUAAGCAAAAGAAUAUUCACACCUACCGGUAAGAUCCUUACUGAGUUAGCAACUAACUGGCCCAAGGAACUUCAAUAUGGAUGGCUCACGAGAAAAGUAGUGGGAAUCUAUGAAUUGAAAAACAUCAAAUCAGACCUGAAAUACGAUCGCGAUGUCAUCAUCAUCUUUUCUGACAAUGUCUUAAUUUUAAAUAUUGUCGAUGACGAUUAUUAUACCAAUGAUGGCUUAUCCGUCAGUGAUAUCCUUAUGCAUUCACUAAUCAACCAAAAGCCAUUACCUAAAUACGACACAUUCCCUAAGAUGGAAGUUACUGCUUGGAGUAAAAUCACCGAUAUCAUUGUGACCACAUACCAAGGCACCAAUGGUGAAUACAUCAGAAUCUUGAACACGUCAUUAAAUGGAUUCCAAACAACCAACUCCAAUUAUAGCCGUAAUUAUCAAAUCAAAACCCCAAACAUAACCGGGGACGACAUCAUUCAACUAAUAACCAAGCUGAAGAUUCUCUCGAAAUCACAACCAUUCCAUCUUUUCAAGUCU
This is a messenger RNA of Spathaspora passalidarum NRRL Y-27907, 1582 nucleotides long. RefSeq lists its product as uncharacterized. NCBI's taxonomy places the organism in Eukaryota, Fungi, Ascomycota, Pichiomycetes, Serinales, Debaryomycetaceae. The annotation marks the transcript as partial. The record is from RefSeq and is a predicted model, not a curated record. Gene Ontology annotation, molecular function: guanyl-nucleotide exchange factor activity. The transcript has a single exon.